AUGAACAAAGAAUUGUCUGACACGGCUGCUAAAGUACCAAAAACCUCAAUCGAAGUCCUGCGGCUGGACGAGGAAAAAGAGUUCGCAGAUGGUGGGCUCAAUGCGUACUCGGUAGUGGCAGGGUGCUGUCUGGGACUGGUUUCCGUUUUUGGAAUGCUCAACGCAGUAGGUGCCAUCCAGGCGUAUGUUUCCACCCACCAGCUUCGCACAGUCGAAGCUUCGACUAUUUCGUGGAUUUUCGCCCUGUACAUUUUCGCUACUUAUGCUUCCAGCAUCCUUUCGGGCUGUUAUUUUGACCGUAACGGAUGCAAAUCUUCCAAAUGGAUCGGGUGCGUGCUCACCAUCGUGGGGGCCUUUUGUUUGGCUGAGUGCAAAGAGAUUUACCAGUUCAUUCUUUGUCUGGGUGUCCUCUAUGGCACAGGAUCUGGUAUCCUGAUGACAUGUUACGUAUCCACCGUGGCAACCUGGUUCAAGCACAAAAGGGCCCACGCCCAGUCUCUUGCUGGACUUGGCGGGUCCAUUGGUGGUGUUGUCUUCCCAGUUAUGCUUCGGAAACUUUACUCACAACUGGGUUAUGCUUGGGCAAUUCGCAUCUUUGCAUUUCUUAUAACGGCGUGUCUAAUUCCUUCUAUGUUGCUUACACGGGAAAAUGCCACGGUUAUGAACUACCAAACAGAAAAAUUGGGCUGGAAAGAAACUGUUCGCGUUUACAUCCGGUACGGCAUUGACUUGCCAAGUUUGAAGGACAAAAAAUUUCUAUUUUGCGCACUCGGUUGUUGUUUUGCGGAAAAUGGACUUUUGGUAGCAUCUACUUACUUCCCCUCAUAUGCUCUAUCCACAGGCGUUUCCGAAAGCACAUCCUAUACUUUGAUCACGGUGGUCAACGCAGCUGGAAUCCUCGGUAGAGCCUCCGGCUAUAUAGGCGAUCGUUACGUGGGCCGCAUGAUGAUCAUAACCAUUGGUCUGCUUCUCAUGACCGUACUUUCACUCGUCCUCUGGCUUCCUUUCGGUCAUAAACUCGCUGUCCUGUACGUCUUUGCAGCACUAUAUGGCAUCUUUUUCUCCUCAAUAUUGUCCCUGGUGCCGAUAGCUGUUGGACAAAUCUGUAAAAUAGAAGAGUUCGGCAGAAGAUACAGUAUGAUGUAUUUGAUGACGGCAUUAGGAAGUUUGGCUGCGAUGCCCGCGGCGGGUGCGAUUAUAGGAAAGGGAACAUCAAAAGAUUAUCAAAUGUUUAUCGUCUAUUGCUCGUUGCUCACAUUCGCAGCCGCUGCGUGUUAUUUGGCCACGCGCUUUCUGGCAAUUGGACGUAGCAAGAGAAAGUUUUGA
This is a messenger RNA of Lachancea lanzarotensis, 1326 nucleotides long. RefSeq names its product LALA0S04e05402g1_1. Gene Ontology annotation, cellular component: fungal-type vacuole membrane. Gene Ontology annotation, molecular function: transmembrane transporter activity. The record is from RefSeq and is a predicted model, not a curated record. The coding region runs from base 1 to 1326 and encodes 441 amino acids. NCBI's taxonomy places the organism in Eukaryota, Fungi, Ascomycota, Saccharomycetes, Saccharomycetales, Saccharomycetaceae. The transcript has a single exon. Gene Ontology annotation, biological process: transmembrane transport.